Messenger RNA from Cloeon dipterum, 434 nucleotides. RefSeq names its product DNA-directed RNA polymerases I, II, and III subunit Rpb12 (gene Rpb12). The record is from RefSeq and is a predicted model, not a curated record. NCBI's taxonomy places the organism in Eukaryota, Metazoa, Arthropoda, Insecta, Ephemeroptera, Baetidae. Bases 118 to 303 code for a protein of 61 amino acids. Gene Ontology annotation, biological process: DNA-templated transcription. The transcript is spliced from 3 exons. Gene Ontology annotation, molecular function: DNA binding; zinc ion binding. Gene Ontology annotation, cellular component: RNA polymerase II, core complex; RNA polymerase III complex; RNA polymerase I complex.
AUAUGAAGUAUCAGAAACGUGUUCGUGUUUACCGUGAUCUCGCUGUCUAAAUCGUCUAACUUCACUAGUAACCAAAUUUUAGUUUUCCGGUCAAUUUGAUCUUUACCAGUGGUAAAAAUGGACCAGACCUCAACCUCAUCGAAAGAACAAGUUCAGCCCAAGCAGCCCACGGUGUACAUUUGCGGCGAAUGCCACCACGAAAACGAGAUGAGGCAAAAAGACGCCAUCCGAUGCAGAGAAUGUGGUUACAGAAUCAUGUACAAGAGGAGGACAAAGCGAUUGGUUGUCUUUGAUGCGCGUUAAGGAAGAGGAAACGGACCACUAUAUCUUCAAGGAUGAUGAAUGGAUAUUUGAAAAAACUUCAACUCUAGCAUAAUAUAAGUUAUUUCGAUAUGUGUGUGGAUAGUACUGAUUAAAAUAAUUUGCAAUAUUCA